Chaetomium globosum CBS 148.51 is the source of this 3219-nucleotide messenger RNA. RefSeq lists its product as uncharacterized. Gene Ontology annotation, biological process: protein transport to vacuole involved in ubiquitin-dependent protein catabolic process via the multivesicular body sorting pathway. Gene Ontology annotation, molecular function: protein binding. The coding region runs from base 1 to 3219 and encodes 1072 amino acids. The transcript has 4 exons. The record is from RefSeq and is a predicted model, not a curated record. Gene Ontology annotation, cellular component: ESCRT-0 complex. Lineage: Eukaryota; Fungi; Ascomycota; Sordariomycetes; Sordariales; Chaetomiaceae.
AUGUCGUUCAAGGUCAAAGCCCUGUAUGACUAUGUCUCUGGGCACGAGGACGAUCUAGGUUUCAAUGCCGGGCAAAUCAUCACCGUCACCGAUGAAGAGGAUGAUGACUGGUACGGUGGGGAGUAUGUUGACGACUCCGGAAAUACGCGCGAGGGUAUCUUCCCUCGGAACUUCGUCGAGAAAUACGAGCCUACCGCCCCGCCCCGCCCGACGAGAUCGCGCCCCAAGCGUGAGCCCGAGGCUGCUCCAGCGCCCGCCCCCGAGCCUGCUGCCCCGCCCGCUCCGGCGCCCACCCUCCCCGCUCCCGAUUCUCCGAAACAAGCGGCGCCGGAACCCGAGGAAAGACCAGAGCCAGUAGCUCCCGUAUCGCCACCCCAGGCCUUCUCUGCAUCCCCGCCGGCUCCGGCGCCCAUUGCAGCGCCUUCGGCACCCAAGCCGGUGCAGCCGGUGCGAGCUGUUGCUCCCGCCCCCGCUCCUGCGCCGCCCGCCCCACAGCCCGCCGAGGUCCCGGCUGCAAACUCACCGCCUUCCCCAAAGCGCGCCCCCUCGUUUUCCAAGCCGGGUGGCCCUCCUCCCGUGACGGAGAAGCCGAGCAGCAACUCGUUUAAAGAUCGCAUUGCGGCGUUCAACAAAGCUGCCGCCCCGCCGAUCACCCCAUUCAAGCCUAGCAGUCUGAGCUCUGGAGGAACUGGCGGCUUCAUCAAGAAGCCAUUCGUUGCGCCCCCGCCUAGCAGAAAUGCCUACGUUCCACAGGUGUCCCAGGCUCCUGUCGCCAAGCUCUACCGCAGAGAUGAAGACCCGGAGGUAAAAGAACAAGAAGCCGAGGUACUCGAAAAUGCUGGUAGGGCGGGUCUCGUCCCCACGGGAUCCUCAAAUGAGGGUGACGCUGCCGAGGAUCAGCCUAAGCCCAUGAGCUUGAAGGAGCGGCUGGCCUUGCUGCAGAAACAACAGAUGGAGACAGCCGCCCGGCAUGCCGAGGCCGCGGCCAAGAAGGAGAAACCCAAGCGGCCACCCAAGAAGCGUCUCGAUAGUCAGGACACAGUCGAAGGUGAAGUUGUUGAGCGGGUCGAGGAGACGGGGAGGACCUCCACCGACGAGGCGCCCCCGCCGCGCAUGACACAUGCUCCCAGGCGUAGGUCCUCCAAGGGAGCCGAACCUCGUGACGGGAACGAGGCGGAUAUGUCCGGGGCCGGCGAGACAACUGAGGGCCAGGAGGACCUCACCGAAAAGGAGGACAGUGAUGGCCGACCCAAACACGUGGCUACAGUAUCUAAGCAGGAAGAUAAUAAUCGGGAAGAGGAAGAGGACGAAGAGGACGAAGACGAAGAGAACGAAGCAGAGGAGGAGGAUGAUGUGGAUCCCGAAGUUCGCCGCCGAGAAGAGCUGCGCGCGAGGAUGGCCAAGAUGUCUGGCGGCAUGGGGAUGCCUGGCAUGGCCAUGCCCUUGUUCGGCGCUCCUGCUCCGGUGCUUCCAAAGAAGAAGAAGGCUGCCCCCGAAAAGCCGGUGGAAGAGGCCGAGGAGCCCGUUUCGCCGGCGACGCGGGUAGCCCCCCCAGUCCCCCUCCCCGGGCUGAUGCGGCCUCCUAUCCCUACGGACCCAAAACAGCCCGAGUCGGAGGACGAAGAAGAGGAGGAAUCGGAUCUCCGAACUCCGCAUCAGGAGGCUGCUCCGCCAGCCCCUCCUCCUGUUCCUGGUGGACGACCGGCUCCGCCUCCUGUACCUGCGGACUCACGUCCGCCGCCGCCGCCUCCAGCUACCUCGGCAGUCAAAUCGCCUAGUGAAGGAUCGCAAUCGGAUGACGAACUCUCGGAGCGACCUAACCCCGAGUCUGAUGCUCUAAGCGGUGACGCGAACCAGGUUACCAGAGCUCCGCCUCCGCCUCCACCCGCAGCCGCCGGCGCGCCGCCGCCAAUUCCAACAUCACCACGCCCGUCAGUGGACAGUCGCGCAUCCUAUAUUGAGCAAACCCCUCCCCGUGAGACCAGCAAACGGAGCAGCAGGCCGCCACCGCCGGUUCCGGGAUCCCCCCCAGCCCUCCCGCCUGUUCAGUCAAGACCACCCCCCCCACCUCCUUCAGCUGCCCCGCCGCUCCGGCGAGUCUCGACUGGCGAUUCCAGGCCUCCGCCGCCAAUCCCCGCCGGGCGUAGGAAUAGCGACGAUGGCGAGGACGAGGAGAUCACCGAGUAUGAGGGCGACUAUGAUACGGACAUCGCGUCCUCGGUUCCUCACAAGGAUGCGCUCAAAGCGCACCAGCGUGAGUCGAGCUUUGAGGAUGUCAUCUCCCCAAAGUCCCCAACGACGGCAGCUCCUCCCCCUCCCAUUCCCACCGCAUCGCCCCCGAGAGCAGGCCCACCCCCUAUCCCGAGCCAACCUCCCCCGGAGACCCGAAAAUCGGUGGAUAUGCCUAGAAUGGCUCCGCCGCCUCCCCCACCUGGCCAAGGAGACGCCUCGAACGGUCUUCCUCCUCAGCUCCAUGGACGUAAAGAUAUCUUCUUCGAGUCCGAAGAGUCGAGCUCUGCCGACCCACACAAAGGCGGCAAGACCAUCAUUACUCGUGACAUCUACGUUCUAUUUCAAGACUACUCCCAGUCCGUCAUCACUGUCCGCUUCAACCCGCAAGACCCCUCCGACGUCCAACUCGAACAGCGCCAUGAACCGCCUCCGCGUGCCCUGCGCCAAGAUCAGCUUGAACAAAGCUACGACCGUUUCGGCCGCGCCAUCGGCGAGGCUGUCGCCUCCAAGAAGGACACCGUCAUUGGCGACGGCACCCCACAGGCGCUCAUCUACGAGCUCCUCCGCCCUUUCAAGGACGCCCUCCUCCCCGUCGGCACGCGCGCGUACGGGGCCCUCGUCUACAGCAACCUGGCCAACGCGAGCACGACGCAGAACGACGAGAUCCGGCCCGGCGACAUUGUCAGCAUCCGCAACGCCAAGUUCCAGGGCAAGCACGGCGCGAUGCACGCCAAGUACUCGAUGGAGGUCGGCAAGCCAGACCACGUCGCCGUCGUCUCGGAGUGGGACGGCACCAAGAAGAAGGUGCGCGCCUGGGAGCAGGGCCGCGAGAGCAAGAAGGUCAAGGUCGAGUCCUUCAAGCUCGACGACCUUCGCUCCGGCGAGGUCAAGAUCUGGCGUGUCAUGCCCCGGAGCUGGAUCGGUUGGGAGUCGGGCGCCGGUGGUGCUGGCGGUGGCGCUGGUGCUGGCGGCGGAGCUGGGAACUAG